Messenger RNA from Chaetomium strumarium, 1812 nucleotides. RefSeq lists its product as uncharacterized. The record is from RefSeq and is a predicted model, not a curated record. The transcript is spliced from 2 exons. The coding region runs from base 301 to 1650 and encodes 449 amino acids. NCBI's taxonomy places the organism in Eukaryota, Fungi, Ascomycota, Sordariomycetes, Sordariales, Chaetomiaceae.
AAGGGGGAAGGUGUUCCCGGGGAAAGGUGUUUCAGGAGCUUUAGGCAGACCACUAUAUCCAUUGCUUUUCAGGUUCCCCAGACUUUUCCCGACGUGAUGUGCGGACAAAGAUGGCCAUGGGCCGUCUUAGUGUCUGGGGGGGACAAGGGCUUUGUCCCAUUGUUUCCUUGCAACAAACCCUUUGUCCAAUGAGAAUUUAGGCUAACAUAUAUACAGACACCGCUAUCAUGGUACAUAUUUUCCCCCUUUACCUUAAUAAGCUCAAGGGGCGGACACCAAGUACAUUAUCCAGUCCCAACCAUGGCCCCAGAAACCACCAAGUCUUCCCCCUCCCCGGCUUACCGCUUCCGCCUCCCCUCGACGCUCCCUCCCGAACUCCUCACCGACAUCCUCACAAGAAACAUCACCACCGAGCCGCCCGUGUGCGCGCUCUCCCUCCUGUGCCCGGAAUGGAAUCUCUGCCAGCGCCAGCGCCGACACCCGGCUCUCGAAGCCGUCCUCCGCACCACCCGCGUCGACGUCUACACCCUCCCGGCCUCUCGCCCUGGCGAAGAACGGGGCGCGGUGACUACGAGCUUUGGACACGGCGCUGCUGAGCAUGAUCGUCAUGAUGAUGGUGGUGGGGCGUUUUGCUUCCCAUGCCUUGAGGAUCCCAGGAAAAAGAUGUCUAUGACUACUGGAGGAGGUGGAGGUGGUGGUGGUAAUGGUGGCCUGUGUCUGCCGGCUUAUUAUCGCAGGGAGUUGAUUAAGCAGUGGCUGGGCAAGAGCCUGGUGGUCAUCUCACAGGAUUUGGACGAGCAUGAUGCUGUGGGGCCGCUCUGGCGGGGCAUGGAGAAGGGGGAGGUGGAGAGGAUGGUGAUUCUGAGGGAGAGGGAGGCGAUGGGUUUGGUGCCGUUUGAGGAUGAUGACAUCGUCAUCGCCGUUAAGGAAAAUAAAGGUGAGGGAGGAGGCGGGGUGAAGGUGAAGAAGCGGGUCUUGUCUGUUGAUGGUAGGGAGAAGGAGAAGCUUCCUGCUCUAACUACUACUAGUAUGGAAGGGGGGGCGCCCAGUAGUGGGAAGGGAGGAGGAGGAGGAGAGUAUCUGUUUCAGCUGGUGCGGCAUCUGGUGGUGAAUACCGUGCCUGCGCUCGCUGAGGUCGAGGCGUUCGAUCUCGGCAUGAGCCCGAGCACCUGGACUGCCCAGGCCGCGCGGAAUAUUGUGGCGCUCACCGAGAGGCUGGAGUACGAACGCAGGGCGAACCUGCUGCUGCGGUGGGACGCCCUCGAGCGGCUCGAGUCGCUGUUUCUUGAUCUGAGGGGCUACAGUCUGCUGAGGGCGAGGUUUCUGUACGACGACGACGUAGCGAGACUCGCCGCGUCGCUCGCGGGAAAGGGGUUGGCCCUGUUGGUGGUGGCUGGGCUGAGGUCCUGGUAUGCCUACCGCGGCCCGGAUGUCCUGGAGAUCGAAGAAAUCGAGGCAGGCACGUGGGAUGGCCGGCGUGAGGUGUUUGUGGAUGCGGGGAGAGGGGGGUGCGUCAACUGGUGGAAGAUGUUCAAGGGCGCAGUGAGGCCUGGAGGCCGACUUGUCUUUGUGGAUAAGGACGCGAGGGAUGGGGAUGAGUUGGCGCUGCUACGGCCGGAUUCCCGCCAGUGGGUAGUUCCGGGCUAUUGAGCUCGACAACCUGGUGUAAAUCAUCUCGAUCAAUCUUCAGUGGCUUACAGUGCGGCCAAUCGACAGCUUCCUCGCUACCCUCGUGGAGUCUGGAUCGAGGAGGCGAUGCGGGGCCGACGCAGUUGGGGAUGGAAGCUUCUUUCCCCAGGCCCCCCCCCUCCU